AUGGGCGAGCUGACCAAGCAAGGGCGAGACAGCUUGUUUCGCGGCGCAAAGUGGGAGCGGCGGUUUUGUCUAUUGCAAGACGAUAAUUUGUUUUAUUUUAAGCGGCGAGAGGACGAGCUGCCGAUCGGCGUCAUGUCGAUCAAAAACGCCACCAUCAUUAAGGAACAUUCGCACGACCACAAGCCAUGUAUCAGCAUCACUGCGCAGGAAAGCCACAACUUUGAGUCGCAAAAGUCGUUUGCGCAGCGCACGUACAACUUCCUUGCCAACAGCGACGACGACUGCGAGCAGUGGGUUCGCGCCCUCGCUCUCGCUGGUCAACGAACAACUGGCCGACGGUCGCAGUCGAGCACGCCAGCCGCAGCAGCAGCAUUGCCUCCAGCCCGGCCACCAAAGCCAGCAACGGCAGACAGUCCAAAGGCUGCCAACGGCACCAGUGGCGGCCUGUUGAUAUCUGGUGGCCCACCGGCACGGCCACCCAAAAAACCAGCAGCCGCAGCCAACAGCGUCCCUAUGAGCGACACGUUGAAUCUGGACGACUUGCUCAAGCCCAACAUGACUGACCAUGCUGCCCAAUGCUCGUGGAUUACUCCUGCCGGAGCUCUUUCCAGCGACAUUGAUACCUUCAUUGAUGAAAUCGAGCUGAUCAAUACUGAUCUGAGCAAGGCAACAUCCCUUCCGACGGCAGCCCAAACGAUUCCCGACGCCGACUUUAUCGUAUCACCCGUCACCCGGAUCGUCCAGGCAGUCGACGCAGUGGUGCAACUGGUUACUGCUGGCAAGUCCCUCUGUACUAUUGCGACCAACUUGCGAACGUGCUAUCGCGCUAUCGGCUUUUUCGAAACGGUCGAGACAGAGCUCGCUCUGCCAGGUGCCCGCCCGCCCAAAAACGGCCAAGUGUACUUGAUCAUUGAUUACGUCAACCACGCCAUGCUGCAAGCGGUCGAGGCUGUCAAUGUCGAGCACAAGUCCCGCUACGUCGAUGUUACCACCGUCCUGGUUGAUGUUGCAGGUCGCAUCAUCAAGGCCACCGACGCCAUUCUCCCUCAACUUGGCCCGUCCGUGCUGUCCGCCCCAAGCUCUCCGUCCCUUUCCCGCGCCACCUCCCACACAUCGAUCGAUCAAUCCGACCCAUCGCAGCCGUUUUUGCCUGGUGAUUCCUCCGUCAUUCGCAAAAACCGCACGGAACUCACGCAGUUUGUGUCGCAAAUGGUCACGCACACCAAGCUGGCUGUGGGUGUCUGGCCGGCGCCCAACGCGUGCAUCGACAUGCUCGUCAUGCUGAUGGCGUCCGCGCAGGGUAUCUUGCGGCUGCUGGGUUGCGUUCAAAUGUGCAGCGCGUGGAGCCAGUACCGUGCGGACUUGCACAACCUGCUGCGCCUCAAGUAUUCCACCGACGCACGCUUCAAUGGCACGGGCACAUCGACCUCUGCCACUCCGACUACUCCCACCGCCAGCGCUGCUGCGACCGCAACACCCAGCCCAGUUGGCGGCACUGGCACGGAGCGUCCCAAGAUCUCGCUUCCUACAGCCGAUGCGCCCGAAGACCCCACCCUCGCGAAUCGCCGCAAGGCUCGCAUCUCCUCCUACAACGGCACAGGCGCGCCGACACUCAUCCCGACGUCACUCGCCCUUGUGGACAUGAUUCGCAAGAUUGGCCACGACUUGUGCAUCAACACGGUCAUCUCGAGCACGCUCGAGCGGCUGAUUGCGACCAUCAACCGGAUUACCACGUCACUUAGUAACGAUCUACGCGUCGACCGCCGCGAUGCCGCUAUUGAGCACGCAAUGAACCUCUCUGCGGCCACCGCGCAAGUGGUGGAGGAGGUGGACGCGAUGGAGCUCAAUUUCAUUGACGUUGGCGUGCGGUUCCGCUGGGACUCGUGCAAAACCGAGCUGGCCGUCUGCAUUGACGACUUCAAGUCCAUCCGCUUUAUGAUUACCGGCAUUACAGCUCCGACCCCGCAAGGCAUCGACCGCUACAUUGCCGUCACCAAGUCCGUCUCGGUCUCGUGCCAGCACUUGCUCACGGCGGCCAAGGCAGUCAUUGAGCACCAGGAGCAGUUGCUUGUCCAACACCACCGCGAUCAGGACGCGCACAUCAAGAGCCACGCCACAGCCCGUCACAAGAUGAACCAGCUCACGGUCGCCUUCAACAAGCACAGUGAUGCGUUCGCGAAUCGCGUCACCGACACUCAGACGCUCCCGCCGAUUGCUCAAAGCCCGCCGAACUCUGCCUCGCAGCCAGCCACUCCGACUAUUCCUCGUCCGUCUCCCCUUUCGGGUAGUUCGACGCCGGCAACUGGCAGCACGGGCAGCUCGUCCACGCCCUCUCUCACCGGCUCUCUUGGUAGCUCGCAAACCAACUCGUUGACCAACUCACUCCCAACCUCGCAGACCAACUCGCUCAGCAACUCUCUCGCCGCCUCCUCGCUUUCCUCCUCGAUGAAUGACCUGAGCAUGGAAGACGGCAUUGUCUUUGGCGAGGAGGUUGCCGGCGACGGUAAAGAAGCUCCGGUUCGGCCUGUGAAGGGUGGCACGCUGGUCAAAUUGGUCGAGCGCCUGACCUUCCAGUCUCAUCCCGACCCGCAAUUCACCACGGCCUUCCUGCUGACCUACCGCUCGUUCACGGACCCCCUCAAGCUGCUCGAUCUGUUGAUUGAGCGCUACAGCACGCAGCCUCCGGAUAUCCUGGUCAAUCAGGGCCUUCGCGACAAGUACAUGACGGAGACCAUCGUCCCGAUUCGCCUGCGUGUGUUCAACGCCCUCAAGCUGUGGAUUAACACCAACUGGGAUGAUUUCAAGUCUGACGAUGUCCUGCAAGCGCGGCUCAAGGCUUUCUUGGAUAUCAUGUCGGUGGACUUGGACACGGCCGCUCAACACUUGCGUCGUCUUUUGGAGCGCAAGUGGACUGUCGGCGAUAUUGGUCGCAAGUUUGUCUUUGACUCAAAGCUUCCCACGCCCAUCAUCCACCAAAACAUCCGCCAGUCGUCGCAAAUUCUCACCGUGCUCGAUAUCGAUCCUCUCGAGCUCGCCCGCCAGCUCACCAUCAUUGACUGGAAGGAGCACGCUGCCAUCCAGCCCAAGGAGUGUCUGGAUCUCGCAUGGACAAAGAAAGACCGCGAGCAAGCGCCGCACAUUCUCGCCAUGAUUGAUUUGGCGACGCGCUUGAGUUUCUGGGUGGCAUCUGCCAUUCUGAGUGAAGAUGCAGUCAAGGCGCGUGCCAAAGUCGUUGCGCAUUUUAUCAUGGUCGCCGAGGCUCUUCCCAACAAGGUCAGAUCUUCGUACAGUGAACUCAAGGAACUCAUGUCCGAGCAGAACAACUUUGGCCGUUAUCGCCAGGUCCUGCAUUCCAUUGAUCCGCCUUGUAUCCCUUUCCUCGGUAUCUAUCUUACCGAUCUCGUCAUGAUUGAAAGUGGCAACAAGAACUUUAUCAAAGGCACCGAUUUGAUCAACUUCGACAAGCGCCGUAAGAUUGCCAGCGUCAUUCAGGAAAUUCAGCAGUACCAGCAAUCUCCGUACCACCUCCAAGAAGUCGAGCCCAUUGCGCAGUUUAUCGCCAAUGUUCCGUUCAUGGAGUCCAAGGACGAAAUGUACGAAAAGUCGCUGAUCUUGGAGCCUCGUGACGGCAGCACGCCCGCUGCCGCCAAGCAACCGACCAACACGAUUGGACGCACUGGAAUGCGCAAGAAUUCUGUUGCUCCACCGACUUUCUCAAAGGAGGCGUAA
This is a messenger RNA of Capsaspora owczarzaki ATCC 30864, 3729 nucleotides long. RefSeq lists its product as hypothetical. Gene Ontology annotation, biological process: Ras protein signal transduction; positive regulation of GTPase activity. The record is from RefSeq and is a predicted model, not a curated record. Gene Ontology annotation, molecular function: guanyl-nucleotide exchange factor activity. Gene Ontology annotation, cellular component: plasma membrane. Lineage: Eukaryota; Filasterea; Ministeriida; Capsasporidae. The transcript is spliced from 6 exons. The coding region runs from base 1 to 3729 and encodes 1242 amino acids.